CUGUCGCUGAUUAAUGUCGCGCUGAGCGAGCGCUGCCACCCGCGGAGCGCCCCGCCACUGGAACCCCUCCGUUUGUGUACCACGCCCGUCUGCUGGCCAUGGACGCCGCCGCCGCCGCCGACGCGCAGGCGAGCGUGUCUGCGCGCCCGCCGCAGCCCUCGCCGCAGCCGCCGCCGGCAAAGAAAGGCCGCCGGGGCAAGAAGAACGCCGAGGAGGACGAGGCCAGCAAGAAGCGGCGCUGCAUCUCCAGCGCGUGCGUGCCGUGCCGGAAGCGCAAGAGCAAGUGCGACGGGACCACACCCGCCUGCUCCGCCUGCGCCGCCGUCUACAACACCGAGUGCAUUUACGACCCCAACUCGGACCACCGCCGCAAGGGCGUCUACAAGAAGGACAUCGACAACCUCAAGACGCGCAACUCGACCCUGCAGACGCUGAUCCAGGCCAUCCUCAACUACCCGGAGGACCAUGUCGCCGACCUGGUGCAGCAGAUUCGCACCUGCGAGAGCCUGGACUCGGUCGCAGAGGCCAUCAUUGCCCGCGAGAACGGCGAUGACGACGACGACGACGAGCCCGUCAGCCCGCUGACCACGCCCGCCAUCACCCCCGUCAAGCCCACCUUUGAGAACCAGCUAAGCGGCCGCAUGGGCGAGCUGCGCCUGGAGGACGGCUCGACGCGCUACAUUGGCGGCACCUCGCACCUGAUCUACCUGGGCCAGCACAACGAGACGGCCGACUCGCCCGACCCGUACGCCGAGGAGCAGUACCAGCAGGUCGAGGACCCGUACUGCUCAUGGACCACCGUCACCUCCGACCCCGAGCUGGUGCAGCACCUGAUCAGCAUGUACUUCUGCUGGCACUACAGCUUCUUCACUACCCUGUCCAAGAACCUGUUCCUGCAGGAGUUCCAGGCUGGCAAGCCGCCGCCAGGCUCGGCCCGGAAGAUGCAAUACUGCACGCCGCUGCUAGUCAACGCCAUGCUGGCACUGGGCUCCCACUUCACCUCCCUGCCUGCAGCACGAGCUGUGCGCGACGAUUCCGCGACUGCCGGCGACCACUUCUUCCGCGAGGCGAAACGCCUGAUCAUGGAAGAGGAUCUCCACGAAGUCCCUGCGCUGCCAACCGUCCAGGCCCUAGCGCUGAUGUCUGUACGCGAGGCAGGCUGCGGACGCGAGGCAAAGGGCUGGGUCUACAGCGGCAUGUCUUUCCGCAUGGCCUGUGAUCUUGGCCUCAAUCUCGGUAUGCACAGCAAAGAUGCCAUUGACGAGACUGAAGAAGACGCCCGGCGCAUCACGUUCUGGGGCUGCUUCUUGUUCGACAAGUGCUGGAGCAACUACCUCGGCCGCAUGCCCCAGCUGGCCAACAACAUCAUUACAGUGCCCAAGUUUGACGUCUUUCCGGUCGAGGACUCAGAAACUUGGAGUGCGUACACAGACUCGGGCAUCAGCCAGGCCCACUCGCAGCCUUCGAGGACGAGGGCUGUGGCCUUGCAGAUCACCAAGCUAUGCGAGAUCUCGAGCGAUCUGAUGACUUUUUUCUACAACCCCAUUGACAUGGACAAGGCAAAAGGCAAGCAGGCAGAGUUGAAAAAGCUGAGCGAGAUACAUGUCCGUCUGGAAACCUGGAGAAGGGAUUUGCCAAAGGAGUUGGAGCCGAAAGAAGGCGGACUUCCGCACAUGCUCGUCAUGCACAUGUUCUUCCAGCUCCUCUACAUCCACCUCUUCCGACCCUUCCUGAAGUACAACCCCGAUAACUCGCCUCUGCCACCGAACGUUUCGCCCCGCAAACAGUGCACACAAGCUGCAGCAAUGAUAUCCAAGCUGCUCCGUCUGUACAAACGAUCGCACGGCCUGCGACAGAUCUGUAAUAUCUGUGUCUACAUCACGCACUCGGCAUGCACCAUUCAUCUGCUAAAUCUCCCUGAGAAGAACGCUAAACGAGAUAUCAUCCACGGCAUCAAACACCUCGAAGAGAUAGCCGAGGGUUGGCUCUGCGCUAGACGUACUCUAGGCAUCCUCAGCGUCCUUGCCAAACGCUGGAAAGUUGAGCUCCCUGAAGAAGCUGCGGCUGUCCUCGCGCGAACAGACGGUAAAUUCGGGCCCUGGAAUGAAAUCAGCACGCCCAAGGUCACACGAGCUGAGCCUGUGAUCAUCCCAGAAGGCCACCAAGCAACAAGCCCAACUCAAAAAUUCUCUCCUAGUCUACAUCCAUAUAGUAUGAGCAUGGCAGACGUCACAUCAUCGAACUUCCCUUCGAGGCCAUCUGCGACAACCAGUAACGCAGCUGCAGCCGCAUACGUAAGCUACUCCCAGAACACAGCUCAGCCUACCUCAUCCUUCACGCGCGACCCCUCCUCCAUCCCACCAACGGACCUGACUCACAACCGUCUCCAGCGCCACCCAUCGGAUCCUCUGAAUCACACUACGCCGAACCAUGCGCAUACACCCGCCACACCCGCGUCAACGCAGGCCAGGCAAUCUUUCGACGCCGUGAGCUCAACCGGUGCAUCACCAUCAGCGCUGUUUGGUGGUGUAGACCAACUAAUACGAGAGGGGCAAGACUGGAUCUACCGAGACCAAACGCAGCUUGCCAGCGGGUUUGAUAACUGGAGCAACCAGGAUUUUGGCGACAUUGCGAGCUGGUUUGCGUCCACUGGCGCGUCUCCGGGGACUUUUGGGCCCGUGCCUGCGAGCCAAAGCAUGAACGGCGGGCCUGUCGGGGGAGGCGCCGUUAAUGGGGGCACUGAAAACGGCUACAACGUCAAUGGUGUGCCGAUGAAUGGAGGGGCGAACGGGAAUGGGAAUCCAAAUCUAAAUCCAAAUCCAGGGCUGAAUGGGAUGGGUGGUGUUGGCGGGAUGCACGGGUUUACGUACGAUGAGCGGAGCUGGUACGAUUACCAGUGAGCGGUGUAUCGCCCUGUUGCGGAUUGUAUGUUGCGUGUGUAGAAAAGGAACGGGAGAUACCAAUCAAUCUUAUCGGGCGUUACGGGGGCCAUGGGUUUUGGAGUAGUCCAUGAAUGUAUUCUUUCUUGUUGAUCAAUACAAUCUUAGAGCAAUCCGUCUUCUUCAUGUGGAAGCGCACUUCAUUCUUUAGGAGCUCCA
Molecule: messenger RNA, 3098 nt
Organism: Boeremia exigua
Lineage: Eukaryota; Fungi; Ascomycota; Dothideomycetes; Pleosporales; Didymellaceae
Product: pathway-specific nitrogen regulator
Exons: 3
Coding region: 99-2900 (933 amino acids)
Biological process (GO): regulation of DNA-templated transcription; DNA-templated transcription
Molecular function (GO): DNA binding; DNA-binding transcription factor activity, RNA polymerase II-specific; zinc ion binding
Source: RefSeq, a predicted model, not a curated record